GGAAGAACAAACCAAAAACAGAAGCCAGAAAUCGUGACUCGAAGUGAAUAUCCGGAGUUCUUGGCAACCAAUGGCCGCAGCUUCACGUCGAUGACGUACCGGUACAGAUUAGUUGUUGCACCAAAGAAAUUCAUACUGUCUUCUUCUGACAGUAGCACAACAUUACUCAUCGACCAUGACAAUGGCACCGUCACGAGGAAUACACAACGUUGACCUUCAUAACGAAAAUGACGAAGCCGCAGUGCAACAACAAUCCAAGUCCGCGCUCGUCAGCGCGAGACGCAACCUGAAUUACCUCAUUGCACCCGGAAGCGCGAGCGCCGAUAAGCCAGCUCGCUUACGCACAAGGGCCCUCCUCCGCACAUGUCGAUAUGUUGGACAAUUCAUCAUUUGGCGACUGGUGCGUUGGGCCAAAUACGCGGCUGUUGGGUUUCUCGUCGCCGCAAUUGGAGCUACUGCAUUCGGAGGCGUCAUCACCGGGGUGGGCUGGCUGGCGGCUCCUCCAACCUUUGGUGCGAGUAUCAUUGCAGCAAGUGUCUGGGGCGUGGGCAAGUUCGCAGCACGGAAAUUACACAGGCGGUGGAAGAAGGAAGGUGGCGACGAUGGCGCUGAGAUGAGAGAGCGGAUCGAGGACGAAGGGCCUGUCCGGAGAGAAGGAUCCUACGGUACCGACAUGGGCCCAAGAGCGGUUCCCUGGUGAUGGACGACGUGCUAUGAAAAGCGGUGCCAUGGAAGCAGGUGACGGUGUCUGCACGUCUAUGUGCAGCAGCCAGCGAUGGUAAGGCCACUGUGCGAGCAAGUGUCGAUGGUGAUGAUUACGAUGCUGCCUAAGCCACGCAGCCCUGCAUCUCAACAGAUUUUCGGAAAGGAAAGAAAUGUUAAUACAUGUGAUAAUGUGGUAUGGCAUUGGUCGGGAGACAUAUGAAGAGUUAUCAGGAUCAUAUGACGACCCUGGAGGCAGAAGGCAUCAGUUGCAAAGGCAGCCAAUCAUAUACUCACGGAUCUUCAUAUGGGUAUUGUUGAACAUUGUGUGGUGUGCAUCGCUCGAGCCAAAAGGUGAUGUGGCCACAAGGGAAUCGCAGUUGGCUAUACGAAAUACGACGGAAGAUCUGGCGCAUCAUCCUCUUGUUGGGGCCUGUCACAACUUUUGAGGCCUCGGCUCAUUUUCUCCGAGACGCAUUUGGUUUCCGAUCGCCUGGACCCAAUCCCUGUAGUCCGUAGUGUCCUCGUAAGUGCCGAGAUUUCUAGUCCGGCGUCAGCACGGAGGAUAUAUUUUUAACAGAGAGGGUCUUCGACAGUGGUCAGAGAGAAGCUUCCCUU
Molecule: messenger RNA, 1320 nt
Organism: Exophiala oligosperma
Lineage: Eukaryota; Fungi; Ascomycota; Eurotiomycetes; Chaetothyriales; Herpotrichiellaceae
Exons: 1
Coding region: 176-700 (174 amino acids)
Source: RefSeq, a predicted model, not a curated record